GUAACCGAUUCACUCAAACGUCCUUCAAUGUCUCGCUCUCAAUUCGACGUUGAAGCAGAAAAGAUUGCUGAGCAUGCUCCUCCGUCACCGAUCGCUCCGCUCAAGCAAUCAGGGUCAUUCUCCUCUCCUCGUACAUUCGCUACACUGGACAGCAUUCCAACUCCUAUUUUGCGCCUAUUGACCCAACUGGCCCCACUUUUGCAACUAUUAGCCUAUGUCAUAAAGCUGAUCAAUUGGGAAGCCAAUAACGUAUGCGAAACAUUGUUACUUAUUGCAGCUUACAUAUCGAUCUGCUUAUGGACUUCGUAUAUGAUCAUGUACGGCUUGCCGCUCGGGUUCAUGGUGUAUGGAGUGAUCAGUUGGAUGAACAACCGCAAGCGACAAAAGAAAACCAAGAACAAAUCAAGUGAAGAAGGAUCCCAAGCUUCUUUGGAUGUCACGCUGGAUAAUAUAAAGAUUGUCAAUGGCCAAAUUGCCCAACUUCAAUUAUGGUAUGCUGAUCAUCAAUUAGACUGGCAGAACAACCCUAGUCAAGCUCGACGAAAGCUCCAAAUCGGCUUUGUCUAUGUUGCCCCCAUAUGGGUGGUGCUUUGCUUAUUCUUCGGUCCAUCCACUCUUUUGGCUGUUUUGGGUGUAUCAUGGGUUAUCCUCCGUAGCCCAUGGGGUAGAGUAUCCGUAUUUGCUAUUCAGAAAACCGCCAUUGUUCGACAUAUAGUGGCGACGUUGGUGGGUUAUCUACUGGCCAUCGAGAUGGCUUUACGAGGAAAGAAGCGAGUUCGAACGGUACGAGAAAUUAUACGGAGAGCUCGUAAGGAACGGGGAAAGGCACUUGAAAAGGCGUCUACGCAAACUAUGCCUGGAGACUCGUCGGAACUUGUGUUUAAAUUUGAAAUUUAUGAGAACCAGAGAUGGUGGCUAGGUGUGGACUGGACUAGCAACAUGAUGCCUGGAGAGCGUACCCCAUGGACGGAUAGCCAUAAUGAUCCCAUACCCUCCAAAUCUGCCUUCCACUUGCCCGAACCCACAACCACGGUCACCGAGCAAAAUGAUGAGCACAUCAUGACUGUCAAAGAAUGGAAAUGGGUUGAACCCGAUUGGUGGGUAGAUAUGAAAGGUCUUAAGGAAGGACUCAUUGACGAAGACGGAUGGCAAUAUUCAAAUAACGCAUGGAAAGGUGCCACUGGAAAAGGCGGACUUAAACAAUUUACGAGACGCCGCAAGUGGUGUAGAAAUGCCAAACUUGUUGAAACUGUUUCGAUGAAGCAAUCAAACAACAGUACAGACCGAAAACGCUUGAAUGCUACCAAGCAAGCAAGCGAAGAAUCUUGAAUAAAUUAGCAAAAUGUAAAUUACCACCGACUU
This is a messenger RNA of Umbelopsis ramanniana AG, 1362 nucleotides long. RefSeq lists its product as uncharacterized. Bases 28 to 1329 code for a protein of 433 amino acids. NCBI's taxonomy places the organism in Eukaryota, Fungi, Mucoromycota, Umbelopsidomycetes, Umbelopsidales, Umbelopsidaceae. The transcript is spliced from 3 exons. The record is from RefSeq and is a predicted model, not a curated record. Gene Ontology annotation, biological process: peroxisome organization. Gene Ontology annotation, cellular component: peroxisomal membrane.